CAGCGAACAGGAAUGCACCCGGAGACGGACCCCAAAAGGGCGCCGUGCCAAAGACAAUUGUCGUUGCCAGGAACACUGCCUGCAGUUCAUGUCAGUUUAUUCCAACGCAGAACACCAUACCUGGCAAGCCGGAUACAAAGAACUUUAAAAGCUGUGUUGUUCUGAAGAAGGUGAAUACUCAGCUGGACAAGUUCAAACACUGAUUUUAAACUGAUAACAAGGAAGAGUUGUCAUUCACAUUGUGCACUGUGGGGCGUGAAACGGUACAACAUAGAUCGUGACAGAGGCAUCAACCAGAAGACGCGGGGACUCUUAUUUCAACUUGAACCAUUCGAGGAAUAUGUUAAAUAUGAAAUUCGGAAUAGGGUUAUUUUUUGUAUUUUUUGCAGCUGUAAGGUGUCAGAGAGAUCGGACCCGAGAGAAUGGUACGUAUGGGUCUGAUGUCGUCGAGGGCGUGAUGAGUGCACUGCGAGACGCAUGCAUUUUCCCCGAUGAUAAGCUGUUUCUGAGACGAAUUGCCUACGUCGAGUCCAAAGAUGGCGCCAGCCCUAAAACAUACCGUGAUGGGUAUAACGGGGGGAUAUGGCAGGUUGACGAAACAAUGUUCAAUGAAACAAAGACCAAGAUGGGAAAGUCAUUUUAUGCAACGGUCACAAACAAGCUUGGCAUUGAUUGGUCAAACGUGACCUGGUCUGACCUCCGCAAACCCCUGUAUUCCGGCCUUGCGGCUGCCAUGUACCUCCUGGGCAAAGGAGCGCCUUGGCUUAUCCCGUCCGCCAUCGAUGAACAAGAACAGUAUUGGAAAUCUCACUACAAACCCACAGGAACAAACGGAACAUUUGUCCCCCUUUCGAAAGAACUUGAUUUAGGUUGCCACAAGGACGAGCAAGUAGAUCUUCUCUUCCUCAUCGACACGACCCCGAACGCCGUGUUUGACUCGGGUCAUAUCACCACGUUUAUGAAGAAUUACAUCCAAUCUCUUCACAUUGACCAUGACCACGCCCAGAUUGCAGUGGAGAGUUACGGCGCUGACCCCAAAGUGGACAUCCCGUUGGGCUCCUAUUCGACCAAGCAGAGCCUGUUGAACACCAUCAGCGCUUUGACCAUCAACCAAGGGACAGCCAAUUUACCCAAGGCUCUCCAGUUGGCAUCAGGAGUCUUCAUGUCAAACAAAGGUUCUCGCACUAACGCUGCCAAGACAAUCAUUCUGUUUUCUAGCACUCCAAUGAACAUGUCUUAUGAGGGUAUCUUGGCAUCAAUUACACUGAAGAACCAGGGCGUGUCUAUAUACACUGUGGGGACGGGGCUCAAUAGUGCCGCGCUGGGCCAGAUUGCCAGUGCACCUGCCUGUGCCCACACCUACACCGUGGCUGACUUUAGAAGACUUGAGGCCUUGCACCCAUAUGUUGCUCGAACAUCGUGUAGAGUGGCGGUCGGGCUACAGCCUGGUGAAUACAAAUACCCCUGUGGCUCGAAUGUGUUAGUUCGAGUACAAAGCAGCUCGGUUGGGGCUACAGUGAAGGUACAUGUGACAAACGGAACGGCAGAAGUCUUUGGCAGCUACGUUAGUACUCAACCAAGCAAAGAUCUAAAUGACGUCAACCACACUGUUACACCAACACAGUCCGUCUCCAUCUUCAUCCGAGACCAGAGACCUUUGACCCUGGCUGUCAACACAGAACACCGCCAUCUUGCGUCUUGCUAUGGAGACAUUAAGAUCACCGUGGAUCCUUCUGUUUCAAAGAGGACAGAAUGCCAGGAUAAAACCCCUGAUAUUAUCCUUCUACUCGAUUCGUCAAAGAAUAAAUCAGAAAGUGACUUCCAAAAUAUGAAAGAAUUCGCCUCAAGAUUUGCCAAUCAGUUCAAGAUCGGCGCAGAUGCUGCCCAGAUAGGCUUAGUGACAUAUGCAGACAAGGCCUCCAACAGAUUCUGGCUCAACACCUUCAAUACACAGGAGUCACUUCAACGCGCCAUCCGCAUCCAGGCUCUCUACGGGAACAAGUCCAACUUAGCAGUGGCUCUGAAGUAUAUUCGGGAAGAGGCGUUGCAACCCAUUAAUGGAGAAAGGCAACAUUCGAGUAAGGUUCUUGUGGUCGUGACUGGAAGUCCGGCACAGAAUGCGGUGGAGCUUCUGCGAGAAGCUCAUUUAAUCCAAAACGAAGGCGUGAGGGUCGUUGUGGUUGCGGUCGGAGAAGCGGCUAAGGAUCCCAUCAUUCAAGGGACAGCGUCUGGUCUGGUGCACCUCCAGAAACUCUCAGGAUAUAGCGACCUGCCCGGGGCUGCUGGCAAAGCAGUGGUGGAGAGCUGUGGAGAUGUACAACUUGUCUGUAUGGAGAACGGACUACAGAGAAACUGCCGCAUUGAAGAUUUGCUGGCGAGUCAGUUUGCGUCCUUAAUUGUCCCAGAACAUGGCUCAAUCCCUAACAGCCCGUGCAGUAUUCGCCUACCAGUCCCUCUGCCAAUUCAGAGAUUCCCUCACCCGACGGACAAGGACAAGUUCAUCCUCUGUGACAACCACGGGCAGAGCUACCUUGUUCUUUGUCCUCUCGGAGAAGUCUUUAAUGCAGUAAUAACAGAGUGCGAACUUCCAACAUCUCCCCGACCAAGCACUUCUCCCACGCUAACAUCCGGUGCACCCUUCAUGACGCUUCCAGCAGCAUCACCUUCAACCCCAUCCUCAACAGCAACAUUGCCGUCUUCAUCUAACCCUUGCUCUGGGGAGACCAUCUCUCAAGGUCUGUACUUCCAUCCGUACAUCCCCGACCCCCACAAAUUCAUCCACUGCACCGGUAUGCCCAAUGCUUCCAAUCUGGAAUCUUGUCCAGCGAUGAAGAUCUGGCGACAGGCGAUCGUACAAUGUGAAAAUGAGUACCUCACGGAUGAAAUGGGUAAAGCAAUCACGUCUCUGCCUAACCCUUGCAUGUCUGGCACCCCAGGGUUCUUCCCACACCCGUUCGACAAGAACUCCUACAUCCAGUGUGAUGCUUGGGGGGAGGGGUUCCUCAAGAAGUGCCAGUCUGGCCUGGUGUUUGUACCAGUGCAGGACACGUGUGAGCGACAGCCGAACCUGACUGUAGACCCGAUACUGAGUCGUGACAGCUUGGGAGGAAAGAUGUUUCGCUUAUUCAUCUCGAUCGCGCUGUUGGGUCUUUUGCAAGCCCAAACACAGGAUCAGACUCUAGUUCCAGGUUCAUAUGGGCCUGAAGUGGUGCAAGCAGUGGUUAAUAGAGUCCGAGAGUCGUGUCUGUUCCAAGAUGACAAGUUGUUCCUCAGACGCCUGGCCUAUGUGGCAUCACAAGAUGGCAAAGACGCCAAGACCUACAGACCAGGCUACGAUGGGGGCAUAUGGCAGAUCGACCAGGACAAGUUCAACAUGAUCAAGAACACUGGCACCCUGUUCUCGGACGUCAGUUCGCAAUUUGCCAUCGACUGGAGCACUGUUCAGUGGUCAGAUCUCAGAAAGCCUCUGUACUCCGGGCUCGCUGCUGCUCUCUACCUGUCUACCAUUAGCGAACCCCUCCCACAGGGUGUGGAGAAGCAAGGCUCCUUCUAUGGGAAAUACUUCUUCGUUGAUCCCCAUGCUGCAAACCUGUUUUACAAAGGCUCUAAAAGUUUUGAUAUCGUCUGUGCAAGAACUAACCUUGAUCUCGCUUUCCUGGUGGAUGCCUCGUCUAGUCAGUCUCCGGAGGAUUUCGAAAGUGCCAAAAAGUUUGCACAUGAAGUCGUCGACAACUUUCAAAUUGGCACAGAUGAUGUCCGCGUUGCUUUCGUGACGUUCAGCACCGGCUUCAAAUCCCAGUUUGACUUCAAGCAAUACAGCGACAAAGCUGCUCUCCAGAAAGCCAUUGAUGGCAUCGUUAUGGACAAUGGGGAAACAGAUACCAAUCUAGCUCUGAACUACGCUUCUGGAAACCUCUUCACGCCAGCCAUGGGAUCCAGAGACGGGGCGUCUAAAGUGAUAAUCCUUCUGACAGAUGGCCAGUCGAGUUACCCGUCGAAAACCCUUUCUGCUGCUUUGGGCGUACGCAGCAAAGGAAUCACCAUUUUCGCCAUUGGUGUAGGCGACGGCAUUGACAGCCAAGAACUGAGAAGUGUUGCUAACAAGCCCUACUGUACCCAUGUGAUAGAGCUGAAAGGCUACUCCGACCUUGGCGCUCUUGUAAGCCAAAUUCAGCAGGUGUCCUGUUUAGCACCAGCUGUUCUGAGUCCAGGCACCUAUAAGUAUCCUUGCUCGAGUGGCGGUCUGUACCAGAUCUUUACCAACGGGUCCCUGGUACAAGUAACGAUUGACGUUACAGAUGGUAUGGUGGAUAUCUAUGGAUCGUUGAAUAAUCCAACUCCCAACCUCGCCGGUAGUGACUUUUUCAGCAAUUCAGUGCUUAGUGCAGCGUCUGUGGUUCUGAUCGACCAGGAACUGAAGCCACUGUACCUCAACAUCACACCUACAGGGCCGCCGAACGGCUGCACCGGCAGCUACACCAUUAAGAUCGGCAACGUUGAGAGAGUCAACCCAAAUGUUAAAGUUACAUGCAUCGAGCAUGACGUCACUACAGCCUGCUCUGUGGCCAACAUAUACGAGCAUCUGUACCACUACCAACAACCACCCUACAACUUCAUCAAUCCCUGUACACCUGGAAAGCCUGGCUAUAUGAUUCACCCAUUCGACCAGACCAAGUUCCUCAUCUGUGGGCCAACCGGAAUCGUCUAUGUCUUCCAGUGUGACCCCCAUUACGUAUACGACCCAUCCAUCAUGGACUGUAUCCCCGGAGAGCCGAGUACGCAAGCCCCCACAACGACGCCAACAACCACCCCCGCACCCACCAUCAAACCCACAUCCCGUGUGACAGAGGUCCCUCCUGGCACAAGCCCUUGCAACGCAGGCACGAAGGGUCAGUUCUUCCCUUACCCUCCCAAUCCUGCUAAAUACAUAGACUGUUCCAACUGGCCCCAUUACGGCUACAUCAAGGACUGCGACAAGGGAACAUACUGGGACCAGAGAGACCUCACCUGUACAUUCAAAGAUGUCGUGAUUGAUCCAACCACUAACACGUUCGACAAGAAUGUUCCUAACCCAUGUCGAAAUCCUAUGAAGCAAGGGGAUCUGUUCUACUACCCCCACCCAACGGAUGUGCACAUGUACAUCCACUGUGAUCAAUACGGCGACGCCUUUGAGAAGCACUGUCCAGACAAGCAGUUGUGGCGUCAAAAGUUACUCCAGUGCGUGCCACAAGGACUCAUAGUUGGUUAAAUCUUCUCUUUUAAUGUUAGGCCAUGAAUAAAAGUUGUUUCUAUCCAGGGCCCACUUGCGCACAAAGCGAUCUUAGCGCUAAGACUAUCGUACGCCUAUGUUAAAGUAUGGGAGUUAUGAUCAUCUUAGCGCUAAGAUCGCUUUGGGCGAGUGGGCCCAGAAACGUAUUCGUAAUGGCCACAUAACCAGACUUUUCUUGCAUAUAUUUCGCAGUGGGCAGAAAGUCAAACAGCCAUUAUAGUGGGAAGGGAAGACAACUCUUCUGCUAUAAUCCGGGCUAUAUCAGGCUUGAUUUUCAUACACAUAAUUCACUGGACAGAAAACAAAACGUAUUGUAGCCCUGAAAAAAACAUCGUCCACACCUCACGUUGAGGAGAACCAUUUGGGAUUUUCAUUGGCUGUUAGUCUGUGCUCCCCGAAAAUAGUCCCCGAAAAUUUGUAAUAGACAAUGAUAACUAUUUGGCAGAAAAUCUUUGGAUUGUUGUUCUUACAUUUAAACUGUGACAAUGUUAGUUCAUUUUCUUGAUAACCAGAUUUAAUGUUAUGUAUGUCGUUCAACAUUGACCACAAUGUUUAAACCUGACUAUGUAAUAAACAGUUUCCUUUGAA
Molecule: messenger RNA, 5857 nt
Organism: Haliotis rufescens (red abalone)
Lineage: Eukaryota; Metazoa; Mollusca; Gastropoda; Lepetellida; Haliotidae
Exons: 16
Coding region: 341-5248 (1635 amino acids)
Cellular component (GO): extracellular region
Molecular function (GO): chitin binding
Source: RefSeq, a predicted model, not a curated record